This is a messenger RNA of Aspergillus heteromorphus CBS 117.55, 2107 nucleotides long. RefSeq names its product 6-phosphofructo-2-kinase PFK26. Gene Ontology annotation, molecular function: 6-phosphofructo-2-kinase activity; ATP binding. Gene Ontology annotation, biological process: fructose metabolic process; fructose 2,6-bisphosphate metabolic process. The transcript has 3 exons. The record is from RefSeq and is a predicted model, not a curated record. The coding region runs from base 89 to 2107 and encodes 672 amino acids. Gene Ontology annotation, cellular component: cytosol. Lineage: Eukaryota; Fungi; Ascomycota; Eurotiomycetes; Eurotiales; Aspergillaceae.
CCCCCCCCCCCCCCCUCCGACUCUCGAACUCCAUUUUCCUUUUCCCUCCUCUCCCCCGCCGCAUCUCCGGGCGCCACUCGCGGCCCCGAUGUCUCAAUCUCAACACACAGAUAUUGCACGCUCCGCCAUCAUGACUUGCGCGUCGCUGCCUGAGCAUCAACGUGGCGCGUCGGCAAAACCCCACGGAUCGCACUCCAGCUCGGGAGCCGGGAGGGACGCCAAUCUUAUGCCUCCCCCGAAGACGCUGGUCGGACGAGCGCUAGGGAACGAGCUGCAUUCCGAUGUCCACAAGGGAUCCCAGGCGCCCAAGGAUGGUGUCGGCUUUGCCCUAACAGACACUCCGGUUUCUACCGCACCCUCGUCUCCACAAUUCACAGCGAAUACCACCCCUUCUACCCCCGGCCGAGUGCGCGCUACCACCCUUGAUAUUCCCGGUCUCACCAAGUCCAAGGUCUCGCCCGAUGGCCGUAUCGCCCAACGAGAUGUGGGGUCCAAGCUAGUCAUCGUCAUGGUCGGCCUUCCUGCCCGGGGAAAGAGUUACGUCACCAAGAAGUUGGCUCGGUAUCUGAACUGGCUGCAACAUGAUACAGAGAUCUUCAACGUCGGAGAGCGUCGCCGUGUUGCUGCCGGAAAGUCCCCCGCCGCCACCGCGAGUGUAUCGGACGGUGCCAUUACAUCGCCUCCCGAACUUGAGAGCACGCUCCCCCCUCCCGUGAUCCCUACGAAGAUCCUCGUCAACGGGAAAGAAAAAGAAUUUCAUGAGGACGACCCUGGGCAAAGUGAGAUUGUCCCACCGUUCAACGCCAGCCCGGAGGAGCAGCAGGCUGUCCAAGAAGCAUCCCCCGAGCCCAUCGACCAGUCCGCCAGCUUUUUCGACCCCAAAAACCAGCUGGCUGUGAAGCUCAGAGAGCAGGUGGCUUUGGAUACGUUGGAUGAACUGCUGGAUUACAUCCUCGAGCAAGGCGGCAGUGUCGGCAUUCUCGAUGCUACCAACAGUACCAUGGAGCGUCGCAAGGCGAUCGUUGAUCAUAUUCGCCGCCGUGCUGGCCCCGAACUCAACAUCUUGUUCUUGGAAAGCAGUUGUGUGGACCAAGAACUGCUGGAAUCCAACAUGCGCCUCAAGCUAUCGGGUCCCGACUACAAGGAUCAAGAUCCGGUCAAGGCGCUCGAGGAUUUCAAGCGACGUGUCAGCCUCUACGAAAAGUCGUAUGUCCCUCUGGGCGAAUAUGAAGAGAAGAACCGGAUGGCAUACAUCCAGAUGAUCGACGUUGGGCGCAAGAUGGUGUCCCACCAAACCCAUGGCUUCCUCUCCUCUCAGGUGGUCUACUACCUUUUGAACUUCAACCUAUCGCCUCGUCAGAUCUGGAUCACACGGCACGGUGAGAGCAAGGACAACCAGCUGGGUCGCAUUGGCGGCGACUCGGAACUCAGCGAGAAUGGCCAUCGGUACGCACGGGCGCUGAAUCGAUUCAUCGAUCACCAGCGACAGCAAUGGGAGCUGGUGCAGAGGCAAAAGGAAAUGCUGCGGCACUUGCCCCCUCGCCCUGGUGACAGCACGCCCCCGAACCCGUCGUGGAUCCCCGGCGGCCGACCCCGCAACUUCUGCGUCUGGUCCUCCAUGAUGCAACGUUCCGUGCAGACGGUCGACUACUUCAACGAAGACGACUACGAUGUGAAGCAGAUGAAGAUGCUCGAUGAGCUCUACGCGGGCGAGAUGGAAGGCUUGACUUACGAUGAAAUCUGCGACAAGUUCCCGAACGAGUACGCCUCCCGUCGCAAGAACAAGCUCUACUACCGCUACCCCGGACCUGGCGGCGAAGGGUACCUAGACGUGAUCAACCGGCUUCGCGCGGUGAUCAUUGAGGCGGAGCGGACGACCGACCAUGUUCUGAUGGUGACCCACCGGUCCGUGGCGCGCGUCCUGCUGGCGUACUUCCGUGGGCUGAAGCGCGACGAGGUGGCCUCCCUGGACGUGCCCCUGGGGAUGCUGUACAUGCUGGAACCCAAGCCGUACGGGGUGGAGUUUAAGGCGUACCGCUACAACACCAACACCGACUGGUUCGACUACAUCCCGGACUUCAAAUUGCAGCAGGCCCCUACCCACUAG